Mya arenaria is the source of this 2767-nucleotide messenger RNA. RefSeq names its product beta-parvin-like. NCBI's taxonomy places the organism in Eukaryota, Metazoa, Mollusca, Bivalvia, Myida, Myidae. Gene Ontology annotation, cellular component: cytoplasm; actin cytoskeleton; focal adhesion. Gene Ontology annotation, biological process: actin cytoskeleton organization; establishment or maintenance of cell polarity; cell projection assembly. Bases 62 to 1162 code for a protein of 366 amino acids. The record is from RefSeq and is a predicted model, not a curated record. Gene Ontology annotation, molecular function: actin binding. The transcript has 13 exons.
ACAUAUAGUUUGAUGCUACCUUUUGCAAAUUUUACAAUCCACAUUUUCGCAAUUUCCGAAAAUGGCAACUUCUCCUAAUACAUCAACUUUGUCGAAAAAGAAGGAUGAAUCUUUCCUAGAAAAGAUUGGGACGCUAGGGAGAAAGAAAAAAACAAAGGAAGCGUUGGAGUUGCAAGAAGAGGGAAAGAAUGCCAUUGAGUCCCCAACCAGUCCUACCACUGCCGAUGUGGGGCCUGAGGGUUAUUUCCUGGAGGAGAAUGAGGAAAGAUCUAUCAUUGACCCAACUUCAAGAGAUGAUCCCAAAGUCAGGGAGCUCAUUAAGUUGUUGCUUGAAUGGAUCAAUGAUGUUCUCGCUGAUGACAGAAUCAUUGUCAAGGACAUUGAGGAAGACUUAUUUGAUGGACAGAUCCUGCAGAAACUUAUUGAAAAGCUUGCAAAGAUCAAAGUUGAGGUCCCUGAGGUGUCACAGUCAGAGCAGGGUCAAAAGCAGAAACUGCGAGUUAUUCUCGAGGUCAUCAAUAAUAUCCUGAACCUGCCUCAGUUAGGGACCUGGAACCAGCAGAAAUGGAGUGUUGACAGUGUACACUCGAAGAACCUCGUGGCGAUUCUUCACUUGUUGGUUGCGCUGGUUCGACAUUUCCGAGCCCCUAUUAGGCUUCCAGAAAACGUCCAAGUAUUCUUAGUAGUCGUACAGAAACGUGAAGGCAUGUUACAGCCGCGAAAAGUUGCAGAAGACAUCACUGGAACCAAUGAGGAUGUGGGUGGAAAAUUUGAGAGGGACGCCUUUGACACGCUAUUUGACCAUGCACCUGACAAGCUGAACCUUGUGAAAAAGACUCUUGUCACUUUUGUGAACAAACAGCUAAUGAAGGUGAACCUGGAAGUUCAAGACAUCCAUUCACAGUUUCAUGACGGUGUAUACCUGGUUUUAUUGAUGGGGCUACUGGAAGGCUACUUUGUCCCUCUUCACAGUUUCCACCUUACUCCUACAGAAUUUGACCAGAAGGUUCACAACGUUGGUUUCGCCUUUGAGCUGAUGCAGGAUGCUGGCUUGCCAAAACCAAAGUCCAGAGCAGAAGAUGUGGUCAACCUUGACCUUAAAUGCACACUGAGGGUUCUCUACAACAUUUUUACCAAGUACAAGGACUCCACUGUUGCCUAGGUGAUCCAAGUUUAAGGUCACUGAAAGGUCAGACGUCUAUAAAAGAUGAAGGUCACUGCCAGAAGAGGCCAAUGCAGAGGUCAGCAGACGGAAGAAUCUCCUAGACUGCAAGAUCUGAUUUAGAAUUAAAUACAAAUUAUCAUGCAUUGUCUAUUAUUAUGAUGUUUUAAUCACAAUGUAACUGAAUUUAAUAUCGUUCUUUGAAAACAAACAUUAUGGAAAACAUGUAUGUUAAAGGAAAGAAAAGUGUCUGACAUUGUCAAUACUUGCUUUGUCAUUUUUUUUUUCAGAAAAAAUGUUCCUUUAACGUUGUUAAAUUAGCUGAAGUUUCUUUUAACUAAUAAUAUAUAAUUGAUGUUUUCUUAGAGAACGAGUAUUGUGUUUUUAAGUUUAACAAUGCUUUCAUUACCGCAGUUGAUCUUAGUUUAAACAUAUAAACCUAUGUUUUAACCUAUAAACCCUAUCAUGAACUGCGUUGGGUAGAGCUUUAAUAUAAAUAUGUUUAUUGGAUAUAAAGAAACAUCAAGAAAUAAGAUUCUUUCCCAGAUAUAAAUUCAAAUUAUUAGGGGUUCAUGAAUUAAUGCUUGUAAUUUGUAUUUUUUUCUGAUGUUUAUAUUAAGUGCCAAUAUCAUUUAUCAUCUUUUUUACAAGUUUUGUACAAAAUGCUUUGUCAUAAUCAUUUUAGCAAUUGAAAGAAUAUUUAUCUAGAUGUAUGUUAUUAUCAUUAUGUUCAUUUUCAAUUGAAUUCAUUUUUGAUAAAACAUUAAAAUGUCUUUGACAGGCAGGUAUUUGCAUUUCUCAAAAUGAUAUACAUUUUAAUCAUUUAUCAUAUUUUAGAAAAAGGCUUAGGUUUAAAGUUCUUUCAGCAGUUUCUUUCGAUAUGCAUGAUACACUUAAAAGAACCUUUAGAUAAAUUCUCUCUGCAUAUAUAUUUAUUGCUAUUUAAUUUUAUACACAAUUUAACUUGUGUAGUAUAUAUAUAUAUAUAUAUGUACACGUAGCUGUGUUUGAGUUAUGUAUAGAAUGUUUCGUUAUUUAAUAUCCAUGUUAUCAUUUUACAAUCAUGUAUUAUUUAAGUAUUGUUGCUGUUUACUCAUAUGUUAAAUGCUUUGUGUUCUUAGAAUAGAUAGUAAACAUUACAGACUGAAUUAAAAUAGUCGAAUAAGAAAACAAAUCUCAAACACAACCAAGUAGCCAUAUGUUACGGAACCGUUACGAGGAGGCUGAGAUUAACUGUGCAAUUACUAGCGUCCGGAUAAAUUACAAUGCUUUUCCCAGAUACGCAUGCAAGUUAUUGAACGUUGUCCUUGACAUCAUGUGACAUAACAGUAACUUAACCCACUACUAUUGAUCGUAAUUGAAAUCGCACUCAUGCACUGAAGCACUCGUGCAUAUUUUAAUAACUCUGGUUGUGGGUGCAUUAACUUAUUCUAAACUUGUUUUAGGACCAGGUAUACAAGUUUUAUUUUGGAAUAAACAUUUCCUGGUACUGGUUUCUAAAGAUAAUUUGAUUUAAAAUUAAUAAUUAAGAAAUUUUGUGGUAUUUCAGUAUAGGUGCUAUCGAUAUUGUAUGUUUUUACUGCAUUAAAGUUGUAAUAAAACUGA